AUGGUGCCCUCGGUCUCAGCCGUUGGCGUGUUCUCCGGAGUGACAUGCGGCGCGCCGCGCCUGGCCAGCCUUAACAACACGCACCUUAACAAGACGCACACCAUCACCUGGGAGGAGUUCAAGAAGAAGCAGGAGGAGCCGGAGGCAUGCGACUGCGGCUCUGGAGUGUGGCAACGGUGGUGCGGGAAGCGGGAGCGCAAGGCGGCGACGGCGAGGGCAGUCCUGCACGGCAGAAGAGCAGCAACGACGAGGGCAGUGUUGCACGGCAGAAGAGCAGCGACGGUGAGGGGAAUGCCUCAAUGCAUGGAUCAGUUUGGUCCUUACUUGGGAGAUGCUGAAUGUCACUGGUACCUUUCAAAGUUAUCUUGCUUCUUCAACUAUUAA
This is a messenger RNA of Miscanthus lutarioriparius, 384 nucleotides long. The record is from the annotation of a GenBank genome assembly. NCBI's taxonomy places the organism in Eukaryota, Viridiplantae, Streptophyta, Magnoliopsida, Poales, Poaceae.